UGUAUGUCAUUGAAUUUGUUUAGUUACACAAGUUUUCGGCAUAUUUUUCAUCAUAUAGAAAAGGAAACGAAACAAAAAAAAACACAAAAUUUACAUCAAAAUAUAUACGGCAAAUUCCCUGAACAUUUAGAAAGCAAUGGACGAACAGUCGCGUACCUUUUUGUACGAGCAACUCUGCAAAUUAAGACAUUGUGUGGGCAAUCCUAAUUAUGAUGUAAGCAAAACCAUAAAUUAUAUACUUUCCAGACCUACUUUGAAUAAUGAUAGUCGCCAUGAAUUGGUUGUUCUCGAUAAUCUUCGACUACGUUUCGAGGAGGUGCAACUCACGGGAGAUUCACGCAUUAAAGACCUUAUGGGGUUACGUGCCAAUCUGUGUAUGCAUCUCUAUAGAGAACUGGCUGGGAUUGAACCAGAUGAAAAUAAACGUUACGUUUACUUAACACUAUGCUACGAACUCCUUGACGCUGGAGAACCUGAUAAUAUGACCGAAGAGGAAACCAUUGAAUAUCGUCUAAAAGUGAUUGACAGCCUUAACAAUCAGGUGAAUAAAUUACUAAAGCAUCUAAAUGAAGUAGACAAAGUUAAGGAUGAAAGUAAAAAACAUGUAGGUGUUUCCAAAAGGUCAAAACCAGGUAAAUCGAAAAUAAAAGUAGAGAGUUAUGCUAGAAACAAUCCCAAACUUCAAAAACAUUGUCAGUUCCAGUGUUUGAACCACCAAUCUGAAUCUUUGGCUAACAAUAAUAUACUCAAUCAUAGAAAAAUCAUAGAUAACAAGAAAAUAGCCCAUGAUGGCGAAACUAAAUGGUUUGGUUGUUCCAGACUAAGUAAGGAAAACAUAUUGAAAUCAAUCGAUUCAAGUCCAAUUCGUACAACUAUUGAAAGUCAAUCUAUUCCAACUACAUCAAACUUACCUUCGUCUACAAGAAAAACAAGAAUCAUAGAUAACUACAAAAAUAUUAACCAUGAUUGCGAAACUAAAUUGUUUGGUUGUUCCAGACUAAGUAAGGAAAAAAUAUUGAAACAACCGAUCCAAGUCCAAUUCGUACAAUUAUUGAAAAUCAAUCUAUUCCAACUACAUUAAACUUGCCUUCGUCCAAAAAAAUUAACCUCUGAGUAUCUUGUACAUACAUACAUAUAUAAAAAAAGUCGGGUUUACCUCCCUGACCCUAUAAAUCCAGAACGCACGAACCGAUUUUCACGGUUGGAAAGGUCUCAAGCUCCGUGAGGUGAGGCAAAGAAAAAUAUAAAAAUAAGUCGGGCUUUCCUUCCUGACGCUAUAACUUCAGCUACUCAUUGUACUCUGCUCAGUUUAUUUAAUCGUGCGCACGUUUUUUCAAACGCUUACUUAAAACCGGUAUUGUGUUCACUGUGAAAUUGAGGUUUAAGUUAUUGGUUUCCUAAAAAUUCAAUUUGAAACCAUUAAUACAAUACAAUACAAUGUAUUGUGCAAAUUUGUAUUCAACUUCAACAGCAGGCAUUUGUUCUUAAGGUGGUAAUUUGAACUGUGUAAAUUAUGUGGAUCGUGCAUUUGAGGUUAAAUUCACCACUCUGUCCAUAGUCCAAAAUGCCGAGAGCACGACGUGCAAACAUCGGCCGCCGCACUAGACAUGCAAGCCAGCAACAAGUGUAUUCACAGAAGAGAGAAAAUGAGUAAACAGAAAAUAACCGAUUGAGACAAUGCGUGAGCACCCGAAGAGCUCCGCUGUAGCCGGAUCAGAACGAGAAGCUAGAACUCAACAACUCAACAGCUGUAUGGGAGGAGCAGAUAGAGUUUAAGCAGGGAAAAAAACUCUCAAUUAUAUCUCGAUUGUUUGUUAUCGAUAUCAUUAAUAACUUUCGAUCUAGAUCUUAGCACCGGGUUGAAGGAAGAAUUCGAUUGGGAACAAAGAGAAGAAUCUGAAUUGCAUUGAGAACAUGAGUGGGAGAAGGAGACAGAGUUUAGAAGCAAGAACCACCGUGGAAGGAAGAGCCAGAAUGGCAGCAGAAAUCAAAGUUUAUUCACGAAAUAAAGUGUGAAGAUUCGACAUAGCUUGAGGAGAAGACAGAUGUGGAGUAUGAAAUAGUUUUCCAGGAUUAAAACAACUGAAUCAGCGGAUGCAGGCAAUUGUAUUGAAUCAAUCACUAAAUAUUAUUAUUAAAAUUGGUUUUCUCAUGCAAUGAAUUAUAUUAUUAGUUUAUAAUUUCUGAAGCAGUGCAGACUUCUUCAAAUGCAUUAUAAUUUUAACAGACAUGAGAAAGAGGCAGAGUGUUAGUGUCUCUUCUGGAUCUUUAAAAAGGAAAUUUUCAAGUACAUAUAUUAAAUUAUGGGCUACAUAUUGAAAUGACUUUAAAAAUAUACAUUAUUAAAGAAUAUCCAUAGAUAUAUGUAAAGAAAGUA
Molecule: messenger RNA, 2377 nt
Organism: Drosophila willistoni
Lineage: Eukaryota; Metazoa; Arthropoda; Insecta; Diptera; Drosophilidae
Exons: 2
Coding region: 137-1081 (314 amino acids)
Source: RefSeq, a predicted model, not a curated record